Molecule: messenger RNA, 2236 nt
Organism: Tuber aestivum (summer truffle)
Lineage: Eukaryota; Fungi; Ascomycota; Pezizomycetes; Pezizales; Tuberaceae
Source: the annotation of a GenBank genome assembly
AUGACAUUGAUGGACAAGUUUAAGUCUCACCAUGACCCCAGUUCCGAUUCUAGCGAUUCGGAAUCGGAUGGCAAGCCCGGGUUUCGCAAGAGGGUUUCGACCCUCCGACACCGGCUAUCGGACAAGUUCCCCAUCCACGAAUCGAGCGAGGGUCGAGCCAGCAUGGAAUCUCGUACCACCAUCAGGAGCGAGCCAGCCUCUCCCGCGCCGAAUCGACCGACUCAUGCUGAAUUAGAUACGGAGGCUGAAAAGGCCACCGCUCCCGCUGCGCGCCCCGUACCCAAAGGGAUGUUAAAUGAAGUCAAGACUCUCGACACUCGGUUCAAUAAACGAGGAGAGCGACGCCUUACCGAGAGCACGGUUUCGUUCACGCAUGCGAUGGUGAAACCGAAGGCAGAGAACUUUUCCGAGUACUGUAUGGUUAUUAAACGGAGGUUCAAUGAGGAGGGGAAGCAGAUGAGCUCAAUAUUGGAAAUUUACUCACCGUAUCUUAUCAAAGCGUUUCAGAAUAUACUCGGUCGUAAUCGCAUUCACUAUGUCGAGAACAGGAUUGAUAUGGGGGAUCUAAUGAUUAUCGAAGGGACACCCGAGAUGGUCUAUCAUUAUCGGAAGGAAUUAUCGGAAUAUAGACCUAGUAACACUGAUGAGGCGGGGGAUACGACGUCUCAGAUCGGUUUGCUCCUGGCCUACAUGCAGCAUAGUAUGGGGAAUGAGCUAUUGGAGACGGACACUUUCCUUAGUCGGGGGCUUAUCAAAUAUCAAUGGCUAUGGAUGAUUUUCAGGCCAGGAGAUCUGGUCUAUCACCCUUCGACGGAUGAGCUGUCCUACCUGUGUCGGACAAAGUACCAGCAGAAUGGAUUUUGCCUCGUGUUCGAGUCCGUGGUAUAUGAUGGGAAAUCGUUCAAUAGAGUCCAAUUUAGUCAUACGAUUCAUAGUUUCGAUACUACUCGGCCAAUAUCGGCGCUCUCAGUUAUUCCAUUGUCGCUUCGUGACGAUUCCGAAGGGCUCAGAGAGAAGCUGUUACUGAGAGGGGAAUGGUAUUUCAAUUUACAGGGUGCGAAAACUGUAACCCAUCAGGUAUUACGUCCUCUCUCCUCUGACCGGUCUUGGUGGAUUUUGACUCGGCAAUACGUAGAAACUCGGUCGUGUGGUGGUUGACACCAAGACCUACAACAGGCGAUCGAACCACAAACAGCCUUCGGCAACCCACACCCCACAUGGGACGAAAAAGUGUGUCUGUGCAUGCGGUGUCUGUGGGGAUUCCCCGCAGGGAAAAGCGAAAGAUUCCAACCACAAGCUCCGAAAGCUUAACAACGAGGAUCAGUUGCUGUGCAUCUCGACAAUACACGGCUUUGUGCUUUCUAGAAAAGUAUGGGAGAAGAUUCGCGUGGAAAAACUAAAGCCUACCCAGUGGCGAGAAGAUCCGAUGGAGGACGUCGUCAUGAGCGAGUCUGUGGAAAGGGCGAUCCGGGAUCUUUUGCAGUCGCCAAUGUUCUUUGGUAGCGGUAUUUCUACGGAGAUGCUGGGGAAUAAGGGAAAGGGGUUUGUCGCUCUUCUUCAUGGGGGCCCCGGCACUGGAAAGACCCUGACGGUGGAAUCAAUUGCGGAGCACCUAAAGCGGCCACUCUACGUCCUCACCGGUGGAGAGUUGGGAUCUACCCCGGAGGAGGUGAAUAUGAAGUUUGGAGAUGCUCUUGACUUGUCUUUCAGGUGGAAAGCCAUAACGCUGAUCGAGGAAGCGGAUUCGCUUCUCCAACAACGCUCCCUGGAAGAUAUUUUUAGGAGUGGUCUGGCCUCAUGUAAUCACAAAUCUCACUCUAGUGUUUCUUCUCUUGUGCGGCGCUUGCUAACUAGAGUCAAAGCAUUCCACCGCAAUUUGGAAUAUUUUCAGGGCGUCCUCUUCAUCACCACUAACCGCCUAAGCCGAACAACAGUUGAUAGAGCCAUAUUCUCGAGAGCUCAUCUCGUAAUCCACUACUCUUACCUCGGUACGGAUGAACGGCGAAAAGUCUGGCAGAACUCGGUGAGGGAGUUCUCGUCCGAGGAGGUGAGGAUGUCGAGUGAGGAUUAUUAUAGCCUAGCUAUGCAUAAUAUUGACGGUCGGAGGAUUUCCUAUCUAACACGGGUUGCGAUGAUGCUUGCAAAGAGGGCGGGAGAAGAGCUGAUGAGGCGACAUUUCGAGGCUGCGUUGGUGAUUGGAGGAGUGGAAAUCAAGGGCAAGGUUGUCACGACAUAA